AUGACGUCGAUAUCCGAAGUCAAACAGGAGGAGCGCUCUGGUCCUCUGCAGCUGCACCUGGCCGCCCCAGGUUCCAUCGAGUGGAGCCCCACCUUCAAAAUCUCGACACCACAACUCCCUAUCCAGCCUCUCUUCCCGUCUUAUGAUGAGGUCCCUGUCGCCAAAGCCAACCGAGGACCAUACCGACACGAUCGGUCUUCCCCCUUGCUGUCCAUGCCUCCUUCCCCUCCGCUUUCCUUGCAUUUCCCAUCCGAUCCCAGUGCCUCUCGGUUUGCGUCCUCCAACCUUCUUCCUCAGCCCGACGACUCGCCUUCUCGCCACCGCAUUCCUCGCCCUCCCAAUGCUUUCAUGCUCUUCCGCUCCGACUUCCUCAAGCGUGGCGUCAUCCCCAACAACGUCGAGCGGCGCCAGCAGAAUCUGAGCCGCAUCGCAGGGCAGGUGUGGAACAUGCUCGAUCCCGAGGAGAAGGCGCAUUGGCACGAGCAGGCCGCACAAGUGCUAAACGAGCACCAGCUAAAGAACCCUAACUACAAGUUCACGCCGGCGCCGCGCGGCUCGCGCCAGUCUAAGAGCAAGGCGCGCGAGGAGAAUCCGGCGAUGGGCGACGAUGAUAUCAGGAGGAUCCGCGAGAGAUACGCACGCGUCAUUGGUCCGUCGCCGACGUCGAACAGGAAGCGCAGGCACCACAAGAAGGCGCGCAGUGUCGAGGUGGGCGACCGGUUCCCUACCCAGGCCUUCCCGCCAAGCACCAACCCCGCGGUUCAUACGUUCUGCUCACCUCCGCUUCCGUUGGGCUAUAUGCCUGUUUGGGUCCAGCAUCAUCAGCUCUUCCAGGGCGGGUCUUCCUUCCCCGUGCCUACGGUACCUCGACGCCCUUCCACGUCUCUUGGCUUCGCGGAAUCGAAGAACGAUGCCAUGUCCGCUGGCGGACCACACGACGGUUAUUCCGCCCCUGCUUCCCCUAACACUGGACCAGGUUUCCACAAGUUUAUAAAUAAUAAUUACCACCACACGACUCUGGGACAAUCUUCUGCCCCUGUUGCUCAUCCAUCUCCCGUAGAAGUUAACGACGCCCUGGUUUAUCCUCCAUGGAACGCAUUCAACUCGUCCCUCGUCGCCCCUCAGUUGUCCAUCCCUGGCAGCCCAAUCCACCCACAACUUGCCGGUCCUUCCGCCUCUACCUCCGCCUCCGCCCCAGCCACAUGCCCGUCGUCCACCCCUCAGAGCCCCUUCAUUCCCUCGCCCAUCGAAGAAACCGACGCCCUCCCUACAUGCUUCCUCGAGCAAACGCAUGCCGCCGAAAACCACAACCCCUUCGAGGCUCUCGGGAUUAACGACGACAUGCUUUCAUUCUUGAAGGCUCCUUACGAUGAUGGCCCUUCUUUUCUGUCCGACGAUGCGAAGGAGCAGUUCUGGUGUCCUGGCACCGACAGCCUCGAACAAUGGGACUUCCAAGGCGACCUCGACGACACCCUCACUGGCUUGUUUGCCAUGGGGGACUACAAAGACACGUCGGCUUGA
Cyclocybe aegerita is the source of this 1521-nucleotide messenger RNA. NCBI's taxonomy places the organism in Eukaryota, Fungi, Basidiomycota, Agaricomycetes, Agaricales, Hemipholiotaceae. The record is from the annotation of a GenBank genome assembly.